CUUUAAAGCGUAACAUCUUAACCAUGCCUGCCGAAUCGAUGCUCUUUCACCCCAACGGACUUUGAACCAGUCGAUCUCCAGCUCUAGGCAAUCCAAUGCUAAUGCUCGCCUGGUGGCAUAUCUACCAAGUUGAAGAAUAUCGGGAGAUCCUCCAGUAUUUGACUUACAUGGAACGACUCGGAGGUGAUCCGCUACCUGACUUGUCGUGCCGUCGUGUGAAUGUUGAGACAUGGCACCCUCAAAUCAGUCAAAUGACCACUCGAUUUUAUCCGGACGAGAUCCUGGCCAUCCACCACUGGGGUGGUUUCCCAGAAACCAUCAUUCUGCCUAAUCGUGCUCGAGAAGAUGGUCGAACAGCUCUAGCCAUAUACAUGGCUCGUUUGGCGACGCCGUCUUGUUAUUUUGAUCUGUCACAAACCUUUGGACGCGAACUUUCAAUCAUUGGUCGGAUCUGUCGAGCCGUCCAAAGUUGGAUAUAUGAGAACUGGGGUUCUCUGUUACAAUGGGAUCCCCGCCGGUAUCCUCCCAACGUGCUCGAAGGAUUUGCCACAAGUUUGGUGCAGGAACGCAAUUGCCCAAUGGACAAUUGCGUGGGAUUCUUAGAUGGAACCGUGUGGCGCAUGGCUCGUCCAAAGUACAAUCAGCGGGCAUUUUAUAAUGGCCACAAGCGUGUCCACAGCCUGAAAUACCAGGCUGCGGUCACCCCUGACGGUAUAACGGCCAAUCUAACGGAGGCCUACAUAGGGUCUCGACAUGACACAGCAAUCUUGAGGAUGUCGGGGCUGAGUGAGGUAUUGGAACGCAAUGCUAAAGGUUUCGAUGGGCGUCAAAUGAUGCUCUACGGGGAUCAAGGGUAUCAAAACUCCGCGGUUCUUCUGACGCCGUAUGUAGGCCUGAAUCUCGGUCCAGAACAAGCAGCCUUUAAUUGGAUCAUGGCCAGCGUGCGGGUGGCUGUCGAACAUGAGCUUGGACGUCUAAGAAAUAUAAUUCGAAUGACUCAGUACAAGGGCAAUCUAAGGUUCUAUGUCAAUGAACUGAACCAGUUUUAUCACUGUGCAGUGAUUAUGAAAAACUUCUUGGUAUGUUGUGGUCGGGGUCCCUUGGGUGGGGUAGCCCCUCCUCCGACGUUGGACGUGUAUCUGGCGGGGAGAAGGAUGCCUAAUGAUUUGGUCCCAAGAGAUCGAGCUCAUGAGGUUAUCGAAGAUCCCAAUGAGCAGGUUGAUGAGGCUUAACCCUAUUGAUUAAUCUAUGAAACUCUCUGAUGUACUCGUCAAAAUUUCACGAAAUCUGCCUAUCACACAUAGUAGGCUGAAUUCGUAUAUAAAAUAAGUUUGUUUGAAAAUUGAGAAAUGCAAUUAUUGUUAUGUGUU
Molecule: messenger RNA, 1370 nt
Organism: Melampsora larici-populina 98AG31
Lineage: Eukaryota; Fungi; Basidiomycota; Pucciniomycetes; Pucciniales; Melampsoraceae
Exons: 4
Coding region: 96-1232 (378 amino acids)
Source: RefSeq, a predicted model, not a curated record